Molecule: messenger RNA, 1233 nt
Organism: Pogonomyrmex barbatus (red harvester ant)
Lineage: Eukaryota; Metazoa; Arthropoda; Insecta; Hymenoptera; Formicidae
Product: dynein light chain Tctex-type protein 2B
Biological process (GO): microtubule-based movement
Cellular component (GO): cytoplasm; cytoplasmic dynein complex
Molecular function (GO): dynein intermediate chain binding
Source: RefSeq, a predicted model, not a curated record
UGGACAUUGGUUAUGUAGUUCAAUGUCCAUGUUUUUAUGGACAUAGAGGCGCUUCGAAAAAAGUUACAGCUAAAUCGCGGACAUGCCUACUCUCAGGCUUCUCUCUGGUUUUAUUUCGCUUUGUCAGAUGGGAUAUUCAACAUAUUCAAUUUAAUCACCAUUUGCAGAACAUUUAUUUUGCAAUUAAUUGAAAGUUUUCUGUGCUGAGGUUAUAUUUCUAGAUUUAGGAGAAUAAUCCAAUUUCAGUGCAAGGAAUUUCCAACAGUUACAAAAUAAACAGUCUACUGAACGUAACCAAUAACGAUUGAUAUUUGUAGUUGCUAAUGGUUGCCUUUGUUGACAUACAAUUUUAAUCAACAUGAUACGUUCAUACUCAGUAAGAUCUAGUAAGGUUAUCCGACAGGAUUGAAAAAUUAACUAUUAUAAAUGGCAGAGGCAAAGCGAAUAAAUCAGUCUAUGAAACAUGAUCCAAAACAAGAUUCAGCAGACACAGCACAGGAAGAAGAAAAAAAGCACAUGAAUUUGGAAACUUUUGAGGAUGUUGGAGAGACAGUUCAGCAGCCAGUUUAUCAGAUUCGACCACAUCUUCAUGAAAAGUUUAAACCUCUAAGUGCAAAAGAAAUAAUACAUGACGUGCUAUUUGAUCAACUUGCUAUGAAAUCAUAUGAUGCUCAGGCAGCUGCUCAAUGGACCAAAGAUAUAGCAGAUAUUAUUGAAAUAAAAAUUAAAGAAUUACAAUUUAAGAGAUAUAAGUAUAUUGUCAAUGUUGUUUUGGGACAGCAACAUGGUGCUGGAAUAAAAAUAGGUACACGAUGUAUUUGGGAUGCUGAAGCUGAUACAUAUGCCUAUGAUAGUUUUAUUAAUUCAUUCAAAGGCACUGAGGCAUUUUCAAUGACGGAAGAUUAAUUACUACAUGGGCUGAGAGCGCAGCAACCAGUGUUACUAAUAGUAAUUCAAUACAAACAGACAUAAUUGCAAGGGCAACUAUAUAUUAAGGUAAUUAAGAUAAUGUUAAUUGCCGAUUCUGAUUUCGCUAAUUUGCUAGCUAGCAAUUAAUUAUUGGACUUAAUUUAUUAGUAAACUUUAAUUGGAUUCAAUUUACAAUAUGAUCAGAUUAUUAGAAUCAUUUAUAUCCAGAUUAUAAUCAUUUUUGUUAUUUAUUUAAAUACACGAAUAUAAAUCAGACUACUUCGUGCAGUAUUUGCAAUUUUUAAUUUUUUUGCGGUAUUUAGU